CUCACCAAAGUUUUUCUUUCGAGAAACAAAAAAAAGUUUCUCAUUCAAUUCGUUCAUUCAUGAGUAAAAAAUCUACUAAAUUUUUUUUUUAACAAUUCACGAACCACUAAACUCCGGCGAAUAAAUUGCCCGCGAUUGAUCGAACAAAUUGAAAAAUUAUUUUGAAAAUGUGUGUACGUACGUUGAUACCGAACGAGGUGACACCAGACGCUGUCACGCCGCCUCCUAUCAGCAAAUUCAGCAAAGCGAAGGAGAAGUACAUGAAAGUGCACGACGAAUUAGUCCAGAAAGCGCGCGAAUCGUCCGAAGUGUCUGAACUAGAAUUGGAAUCCGACGAUACGGACUCCCCGGAAUUAACGUCGGACAUUCUUGCAAAGAGUACAACAAUCUACGCAAAGUGUCUGGAGAUUGUCAUGAGACAUUUGGACACGUGGAAACACUCCAAAACCUGCAAGAUUCUCUUCCAGACAACUCAGCCGGCUCACGUGAUCAUGAUAGCUGCAGUUUUGUGUGUGAUAUCAGCACUUGUGCCCACUUCAGAUAGAAUCAACAGUCGAGGACAGCCACGAGCGAGAAUCAUGUCCUUAAUCUACUUAACGUCUUUCGCUUUGCAUUUUGGGGCGCAAAUUUGGAUGACUUUUGUUUCUGGUCUCUCCCUGUACUUCGCCCUGCCCCGCCACAGCUUCGGGGAGGUUCAGCGUGUCCUCUUCCCCCGAUACUUCACGAUAAACGCCUGCCUGAGCUUCACCACCCUCCUAAUUUUCGCGAAACACCACUCGGGGCGCAUCUGGGAAUCGGAAAUCACAGUGCAACUGGCAGGGAUGACCACCGCCUUCUUCAUCGAGCUCCUGGUCCGCCUGUACCUCACCCCACCCCUCAUCAGUCUGAUGUCGCAGAAGACUCUGAUCGAGCGCGCUGCGGGGGUGGGUAAUGAGGUGGGUAAGCACAAUCCGGGGAGUCUCAAGCACUGUCCCCACUACUUGAAGCUCCACGGGGCCUUUCGGAAGGCCCACAUGUUCAUCGCCAUGGGAAACAUCAUGACCAUGGUCUGCACCGUCCUCCACCUUCACUACAUCUCCAGCAAAUUAUGUGUCUUAUAGAAAGAUCGGAAAUACAACCGUUUAAUAGCGAAACGGUAAACCGGUUUAAGUCGACUCA
Messenger RNA from Diachasma alloeum, 1158 nucleotides. Its product is annotated as transmembrane protein 205. The coding region runs from base 168 to 1100 and encodes 310 amino acids. The record is from RefSeq and is a predicted model, not a curated record. The transcript has 3 exons. Lineage: Eukaryota; Metazoa; Arthropoda; Insecta; Hymenoptera; Braconidae.